CCCCGGCGCCUCUGCAGUAUAGGAAGGGCGCCUGUGAAGAAUGAAUAAGAGUGUCAGUUCAUUUUAAUUUCCCGUGUUAUAAAGUCCAGUUAUUAAGGUUGAUGAGUGAUUUGGAGAUCUUUCAAUACUACUUCAGAUAUGAAGUUGAUCGUAGUUCUGUCCCUUAUAUACACUAACUACGCUUACCCACAGGGAUUUGAAGACGCCAUCUUGAAAUUAUCAUUGAAAGAAGCACAGAUAUCAGAGAUUUCUAGUCCACACACCUCUUCCUUUAUUCAACCUACUUCUACUUACCAACCUAUUCCUGGUCCUUUAGGUUCAGAAUUCAUUUCUGAAAUCUCCAGUUCUCAAGCUAACCCUGAAACAUCCAGUUUCCAACCUAGUCCUGAAACCUCCAGUUAUCAACCUAACCCUAAAACCUCCAGUUUCCAACCUAACCCUGAAACCUCCAGCUCCCAACCUAACCCUGAACCCUCCAGUUCCCAACCUAACCCUGAAACCUCCAGUUUCCAACCUAGGCCUGAACCCACCAACACUCAACCUAGUCCUGAAACCUCCAGUUUCCAACCUAACCCUGAAACCUCCAGUUUCCAACCUAGUCCUGAAACCUCCAGUUCUCCACCUAACCCUGAAACCUCCAGCUCCCAACCUAACCCUGAACCCUCCAGUUCCCAACCUAACCCAGAAACCUCCAGUUUCCAAUCUAACCCUAAACUCACCAGUGCUCAACCUAGUAAUAAAACCUCCAGUUUUCAACCGACCCCUCUAACCUCUAAUACCCUACCUAACCCUUUAACUUCCAAUAAUCAACCUAUCCUUCAAACCUUCGGUUCCCAACCCUAUCCUGAACCCUCCAAUACCCAACCUAUCACUGAACCUUUCAAUACCCAACCUACCAUUGAACCUUUCAAUACCCAACAUACCAAUGAAACCUCCAGUUAUCAAUCUUACCCUAAAAACACCGAUACUCAACCUAAACCUGAAACUUCAAGUUCUCAGCCUUCUCCUGAAACCUCCGAUUCUCAAUCAUCGAUUUCAGUUGUUUCUAAUUCUGAACCUAGCCCUGAAUCCUUGAAUUCUAAAACACCUUCUGCUACAUUCAAUUCCAAACCAACUACCUCUACUUUGUCCAACUUUAUAAGUACGUAUAAUGUUUCCUCUGUAAAUCUGACUCCAUUACCUUCAAUUUCAUCCUACUCGAAACAUACUUCAGCUCCAUCCUACUCAAAACCUAGUUCCCCUUCAACAGUCUCCCAACCAACUCCUGUUCCAUCAAUCUCUCGUCCUACUCGUGCUUCGUCUUAUUCUUCAUCAAUCCCAGCUCCAUCCCAUUCUCAACCUACUCCUGGAGUUUCUUAUCCUCAAACUAAUCCUGGAGCAUCCUAUUCUCGUCCUACUCUUGGUUCCUAUUUCCCUAAACUUUCUCCAUCUGUUUAUCAGCCUAUUAAUGAAGUGACCUAUACUCGUUCUACUUCCAAUGGUGUUUAUUCAAAACCUAAUCAUAGGGAGACGUAUGCUCAACCAAAAACCUUAUAUAUACCAGAUACCCUUGUAGUUCCACCAUACAAUCAACCUACCUGGAGAUCUUCACAUCAACCAUAUCAACCACCAGUUUUACGACCAAUAUAUCAACCUCCAGCUUUACGGCCAUCAUAUCUGCCGCCUACCCCUAAACCAGCUGUAACCAAAAAUAGAUUGUUGGGAACUUUUGUCUCCCUAAGUGGAAGUUUGCUGGGAAUAGCUGGACAAGUAGCGAAACAUGCGGGAAACUUCAUUUAUAACUCAGGUCAUCUGGUGCGGGCUAGCGGGGAGAUGCUGUCACAUGUAGGUGUAGCUGUAGAGCAUGGUGGAGCUGUUCUUAACUCUGCUGGGUUGGUAGCUAGACACAGUGGAGAUUUGAUUCAUCAAGAUUCAGGGUUUGCAAGAAAUGCUCAAAGAGGACUAGUAUGUGCACUUAUCUGUCCUAUCAGACAAGGAGACGAUCAAAGGGUUUGUGAGAGUGAAAACUGUUCAGUUCAAGUUCAAGAUGAAAUUCAGGAAUAUGGGCAAGGACGUAUUGGAGAACUCCGGAGUUCACAAGAGGACAGUACUUUUCUUGGGUUCGGAGCAAACAUUCUCGUAUCAGGGUCUAGGAUGAUAAGUGAUAUUGCAUUUGUUAAGCUUCGCUUACUUCAGGGACUGUUCUCUACUCCUGACUGCUCCAAUGAGGAUGUAAAUGAGGUUGGAUGUAUAUCAGCAUACUGCUUAUUACCAGACGAUGAAAGAAGGAAAUAUUCUGACGAGGAUUCUUGUAAACUUGAUCUAGAAGAGACAGAUUUUCUAAUCAGUACAGCUCUAGGACCUGUUAUCGGAAAGAAGGAAACUUUUCGGGAUGAAAGAUUCGAAACUGACGUCAAAUAUCUUUCAUUCACAGGUAUUCCGUAUGCUGAACCUCCAACAGGCAGUUACAGAUAUUCCUACCCAAGAUCUGUGUCUAGCUGGGAAUGUCCCCUGGAUGCUACAAGACUGAAGAAUAAGAUGUGUCCGCAGAUUAGUAUAGGGGUAGAUCACGAAGGGUUGGUGCCGGGAACUGACGAGGACUGCCUUUAUCUUAAUGUUUAUGUUCCACAACCACAAGGAUUUAAUGGAAUCAACCGAGAAAAGCUUCGGCCUGUUCUGGUUUAUAUACACGGAGGAGCAUUUAUGUUUGGAUCUGGUUCAGCGUGUUGGUACGGACCAGAGUUCUGGAUGAUUCAUGAUAUUAUUGUCGUUACUUUCAACUACAGGCUUGGACCCUUAGGAUUUCUUUCCUUGGGUAGUAAAGAUAUCCCUGGUAAUGCUGGUAUGCUGGACCAGGUGGAAGCUCUUAAAUGGAUUCAAGAUAAUAUCAGAUCCUAUGGAGGAGACCCGGGUCAGGUUACAUUGAUGGGUCAGAGUGCUGGAAGCUUCUCAGCUACAUAUCAUUUAGUUUCUCCACUUUCAAGAGGAUUAUUUAAGCGAAUUAUUGCGCACAGUGGAGUUGGAGGGUUUUCCCCAAGCUAUCAUCAAUAUUCACCAGAACAAGCAGUCAAGUUUGGAGCUAAGUCAGCAGCUCUGAUUGGGUGUACUGAUGUAGAUUCACAACUUAGCUGUUUGAGGAAGAAACCGGUUUCUGAGAUAAUGUCGAUGGAUGUCAGAAAUGAGUUUCUGUCCCAACCUGUUGUUGAUGGAAACUUCUCCGACUCUCCCUUUCUUCCUGCUGAACCUAAAGAUCUAAUUAAACUUGGAAAAUAUGACCGAGACGUUGAUGUUCUUCUUGGGUUUAACAGACAAGAAGGUCUCAUGGUGACAUCACUCUUUAAAGACUAUCCUCUUCUUUACACUGCAAUGGCGGCCAGUUGGCCGGUUUUGGGGCCUUUUUCUUUACUAGGAAGACACCACUCUGAGAUUACAGAGAGAGAUAAAGAGAUAGCUAAUGAAAUUUUGAGCUUUUAUGUCGGGAAUGUGACUGAUAUAGGUCCUGACAAACUUGACAAUAUUACUGAUAUGUACACAGAUUCAUUUUUUUCAUACGGAGUACAUAACUUUCUUCAUCAUCACCUUAAACAUACUAGAGGGAACACAUAUCAGUUUGUGUACAGCUAUGAGGGAGAGAUGGGCCCGGGACACAGCGCUGAAAUUCCUUUGUUUUGGGCAACACAUAAAGGAAAACUGUGGUUGAAGUCGGCUCAGGAAUUAGAAUUAUCCCGGCAGUUGACAACAAUAUGGUCUAAUUUUGUAAAAACUGGAACACCCCGGAAUCCUAGAGUUAAUAAACCCUACCACGCUAGUGUCCAUCCAGUAUACAGGUCGCCCAGGACAUCUCUCCAGGGGAAGGGGGAGGAGGAGGAGGAGAAAACUAAACCAAAAUCUAUAUUAAAUACAGAUUUUAAUUGGACAAACUUGGCCAAAAAGGCCGAAUUAGAUAAAAUUCUAAGAAUAUCAACUCUAGACAUUGAAGAUUUCUUAAAGGUUGACCGAAACCUACGGCUCGAACCUGAGCUACCUGAAGUGCCGGAGUUUCUAGAAAUAUCGCAAAACUUGAGAAUGAGAAAAUCCGCAAACUGGGAGAAAAGAAUGCGCUUCUGGGAGACUAUAUUACCAAAUAUCUAGACCAGAUCAUGUGAUCAGAUCAUGUGACCAGAUUAUGUGACCAGAUCAUGUGAUCAGAUCAUGUGACCAGAUCAUGUGAUCAGAUCAUGUGACCAGAUCCUGUGACCAGAUCAUGUGAUCAGAUCAUGUGACCAGAUAUCUAGACCAGAUCAUGUGACCAGAUCAUGUGAUCAGAUUAUUUGACCAGAUCACACAUCUGUAUGUGAAAAUCUUAUGCACCGUUUGUUAACCUGUAAAAAAUGUGUCUUUCAGAAACAAAGUAUUAAAUAUUUAUUUAUUUAAAGAAAAUUUGAUAAUUUAGAAUAAAAAAUAAGAAAAUAUCGAUUUUCUUCCUUUUUUAUGUACAAAAUCAAAAAUUGAAGAAAAACAUUGAUUGCGAUGUAAAAUAUGAUGAGAUCAUUUAAAUCUUAUAAAAAGACUGUUCCUUUAAAGCAUAUAGUAUUUUUAUGCAUCAUAAUUGUUAUGAUAUUUCUAAAGUGUAGCCAUAAUCUAGUUUAACACUUGUAUUAAAACCUACUUAAAUAAACUAGAUCAACAACCAGAA
Molecule: messenger RNA, 4654 nt
Organism: Eurytemora carolleeae
Lineage: Eukaryota; Metazoa; Arthropoda; Copepoda; Calanoida; Temoridae
Product: liver carboxylesterase 1
Exons: 33
Coding region: 139-4110 (1323 amino acids)
Molecular function (GO): hydrolase activity
Source: RefSeq, a predicted model, not a curated record